AUGGCCGAUCAGGACAACUUCAUAAAGCUUCAGGAUCAGGCACUUUCUGAUUCUGGCAACAAUAUGGACCAAGUGGAAAAGACAUCGUCACAAGAUCCUCUUGGUCUUUUGCCUGCACCAGAUGGAGGUCUCCAAGCAUGGCUGGUAGCAGCCGGAUCAGCCUGCAUCUUCUUCUCAUGUCUCGGCUUCGCCAACUCUUUCGGAGUUCUUCAAGAAUACUACAUGACUCAUCAACUUCAAGGACAUUCAGAAGAUGCAAUUGCUUGGAUUGGAUCCAUAUCGACCUUUAUCCAAUUUGCGGUCCUCCGCCCAGCCGCUGUUACGUACAUAUUCGCGACCAUGAUGACGAGUCUAUGCACCGAAUAUUGGCAGUUCAUGCUCGCUCAAGGCAUUCUCAUGGGCACUGCAAUGGCUUUCCUCCAGAUCCCCGCUUUCGCUGCCGUUUCCCAAUACUUUGACAAGAAAAGAGCCGCUGCUUUCGGAAUAACCGUAUCAGGCUCCUCCAUUGGUGGAGUAGUCUUUCCGAUCGCACUGUCGAAGAUGCUGAACGACUCGUCUCUUGGCUUUGGCUGGUCCAUUCGCAUCAUGGGCUUUGUCAUGAUACCUCUCAUGUCCUUUUCAUGCAUGGCGGUCAGACCCCGUCUGCCCAGCAGAAAGACUUCCUUCUUCCUUAUUGAGCCUUUUAAAAAUCCUUUGUACUUGCUUGUCAUAGGAUCGCUGUUCUUUCUCUUCAUCGGCAUGUUUGCUCCGCUCUUCUUCAUCCCGACUUACGCUGUCUCACGAGGCGUCAAUCCUACGUUGGCAUCAUAUCUGCUCGCCAUAACCAACGCUGCAUCAACAUUUGGCCGCAUAAUUCCGGGAAUACUGGCGGAUAAAUAUGGCCGUUUAAACAUGUACUCCCUCGGAGGACUGUGCACGGGGGUUGUCAUUCUCUGCAUGAACGAAGCAAAGUCCACAGCAGCCUUGGUGGUCUAUGCUCUGGUGUUUGGGUUUUGCUCUGGAACUAUCAUCUCGGGCGUGUCAGCAGUCUUCACACUCGUGUCAAAGGACCCGAGGAACAACGGGACUUAUGUGGGAAUGGGACUGGCUGUGAGCUCUCUUGCAGCUUUGAUCGGCCCACCUGUCAACGGUGUUCUUGUGGGCAAGUAUGGGGGUUUCUUUCAGGUUUCUGUUUUCAGUGGUGUUAUGUGCUUGUUUGGUGGAUGCCUUGCUACUGUGGCCAAGUUGUGGACAGAGAAGGGGAUGUUUGGUCGGAUCUGA
Messenger RNA from Fusarium subglutinans, 1260 nucleotides. RefSeq names its product riboflavin transporter MCH5. Gene Ontology annotation, cellular component: fungal-type vacuole membrane. Bases 1 to 1260 code for a protein of 419 amino acids. Gene Ontology annotation, biological process: transmembrane transport. Gene Ontology annotation, molecular function: transmembrane transporter activity. The record is from RefSeq and is a predicted model, not a curated record. NCBI's taxonomy places the organism in Eukaryota, Fungi, Ascomycota, Sordariomycetes, Hypocreales, Nectriaceae. The transcript has 2 exons.